AUGAAGGGAUCCUAUGUGUCCAUACACAGCUCUGGCUUCAGAGAUUUCCUCCUCAAACCUGAACUGCUUCGUGCCAUUGUGGACUGUGGAUUUGAACAUCCUUCAGAAGUACAACACGAGUGCAUUCCACAAGCCAUCCUGGGCAUGGACAUUCUCUGCCAGGCAAAGUCUGGCAUGGGGAAAACUGCAGUGUUUGUCUUGGCCACACUACAACAACUGGAGCCUGUUACAGGGCAGGUCUCCGUGUUAGUCAUGUGUCACACCAGAGAGCUAGCAUUUCAGAUCAGCAAAGAGUAUGAACGAUUCUCCAAGUAUAUGCCAUCUGUGAAGGUGGCUGUGUUUUUCGGCGGACUUGCAAUUAAGAAGGAUGAGGAGAUGUUGAAGAAAAGCUGUCCACACAUUGUGGUUGGGACACCUGGUCGAAUUCUGGCGCUGGCAAGAAACAAGACCCUAAACCUCAAACACAUCAAACACUUCAUCCUGGAUGAAUGUGACAAGAUGUUAGAGCAGCUAGGUGAGGAGGUGAUGGGCAAGAAUAUGCGCAGAGAUGUCCAGGAAAUAUUCCGUAUGACUCCUCAUGAGAAGCAGGUCAUGAUGUUCAGUGCUACCCUGAGCAAGGAGAUUCGCCCAGUUUGCAGAAAGUUCAUGCAAGACCCAAUGGAAAUCUUUGUGGAUGACGAGACCAAGCUGACUCUUCACGGACUCCAACAAUAUUACGUCAAGCUCAAGGACAAUGAGAAAAAUCGCAAACUUUUUGAUCUUCUAGACCUAUUGGAGUUCAACCAGGUGGUCAUCUUUGUGAAGUCGGUUCACAGCGAUGCAUCGCUCUGGCUCAGCUGUUGGUGGAACAGAACUUCCCAGCUAUCGCUAUUCAUCGCGGGAUGCAACAGGAGGAGAGGCUUUCUCGUUACCAACAAUUCAAGGAUUUCCAGCGCAGGAUCUUGGUCGCCACCAAUCUUUUUGGCCGUGGCAUGGACAUUGAGAGAGUGAACAUUGCCUUUAAUUAUGACAUGCCAGAAGACUCUGAUACCUACCUGCACAGGGUCGCACGUGCUGGUAGGUUUGGGACGAAGGGUCUGGCCAUCACAUUUGUAUCAGAUGAGCAGGAUGCAAAAAUCCUAAACGAGGUUCAAGAUCGGUUUGAGGUCAACAUUAGCGAACUGCCUGAUGAAAUUGACAUCUCAUCGUACAUUGAACAGACACGGUGA
This is a messenger RNA of Staurois parvus, 1208 nucleotides long. The record is from the annotation of a GenBank genome assembly. Lineage: Eukaryota; Metazoa; Chordata; Amphibia; Anura; Ranidae.